This is a messenger RNA of Gongylonema pulchrum, 183 nucleotides long. The record is from the annotation of a GenBank genome assembly. Lineage: Eukaryota; Metazoa; Nematoda; Chromadorea; Rhabditida; Gongylonematidae.
UGCUCAUAUGUGCUUGGUCGUGAGGGACAAGUGCAGCCAUUUAAUAAAGAACAGCAGGAAGAAAUGACGAGAAAUGUAAUCGAACCGAUGGCUUCGGAUGGUUUGCGCACCAUCGGACUUGCUUACAAGGACUACGUACCGAAAGGCGAAAAAGCGACAGAAAAUGAUGUACUGUACUGGUGA